GCCUACAACGAACAUUUAGCGGUAUAUCACCUUAUUAUUACGUUUUCCUGCGUUGAAAAUUUUUAACUGAUCACCGUUUAAGAAAUCGCGGGAAAGAUGGGUAAUCAAGGAAGUAGCAGUCAGGAACUAGGUGUUAAAUUGGAGAAUGAUACUACUGUUACCUGGAAGAAGGUGACAUCAUGCAGUUUCCCUUUGCGUGAGGGACAGUGUGCUUGUUCCCAAGGCAACAAUAUGUAUGUGUUUGGUGGAGUCAUAAAUGAUGGGGAAAAUCACAUUGAAAGUUGUGAAUUAUUAAAAUUUAAUGUUGUCGAUCUAACAUGGACUUUAAUUGAUGCCAAAGGAACCCUUCCAGAACCUCUGUCUGCUGCUAGUUUAGUGUCAGUGGGAAAUAAACUUUACUUAUUUGGAGGCCUUAAUCAAGAAACAGGUUGGCAAGACAGUCUCUAUGUUUUUGAUACAGAUACCAGUACAUGGUCUAAGAUAGAUGGUGAAGGGAAGAAACCUAGUGCUAGAGACAAGUUACAGGGAUGUGUAAUGGAUUCAUGUAUAUAUUAUUUUGGAGGAUUCGGACCACAGCUGACUGGAGAUGAAGAUGAUGAGGACUGGGAAGAUAUGGAUGACAGUGAUGAUGAUGUUAUAGAUGAAGCAAAAACACAGAAAGCUGCUCAGUUUGGUUGGUUUAAUGACCUUUACUCAUUUGAUACAGCUACAAAUAAAUGGUCACAACCAAUGCACAUGAAUCUCGGGGUGCCAAAGGCUCGGGCAGCACAUGGUAUGUGCUCUGUGGGACGUAAUCUUCUCAUAUUCGGAGGACGAGACACAGAAAAACGUACAAACGAUCUCCAUAUUUUCAAUGUUGACACAAGGAAGUGGGAGUUGGACAUGAAGAUAAAUGGUGAAAGGCCAGUUGCACGGUCAUUUCACACAGCUACAGCGGUCGGUAAGCGGAUGGUAGUAAUGGGAGGCCGAGGACAGGAUAACAAUCAUCUCGCAGACUUCCAUAUAUUUGAUACUGAAACAAAAGAAUGGAUGCAACCUGAGGUGUUGGGAGACACACCUGAGGCUAGAGGGCAGCACUGUGUGGCAGUUGUAGGGGAUAAACUUGUCAUGUAUGGAGGAACCUCACAUUUCAAUACAGAAACUAUGAUGUGUUCUAAGCUUCAUGGUGAUACAUAUGUUCUACAAAUAGCUGAUGUACUUAAAGGACAAGCAAUACAUACAGACAAUACUCAGGGAAACAAUACAAAUGAUACUCAAACUAAUGGUUCCACGUCAUGAUUCCAAUUAUCAUCAUGUUUUACUUCAUUCAAUGAAAUCUUGUAUAUAAAUAUAUAUUAAUUAAAGAUGGAAAAUUA
Molecule: messenger RNA, 1355 nt
Organism: Ruditapes philippinarum (Manila clam)
Lineage: Eukaryota; Metazoa; Mollusca; Bivalvia; Venerida; Veneridae
Product: kelch domain-containing protein 1-like
Exons: 9
Coding region: 97-1278 (393 amino acids)
Molecular function (GO): protein binding
Source: RefSeq, a predicted model, not a curated record